Molecule: messenger RNA, 2225 nt
Organism: Grus americana (Whooping crane)
Lineage: Eukaryota; Metazoa; Chordata; Aves; Gruiformes; Gruidae
Gene: TOX4
Product: TOX high mobility group box family member 4
Biological process (GO): regulation of transcription by RNA polymerase II
Cellular component (GO): nucleus
Molecular function (GO): chromatin DNA binding
Source: RefSeq, a predicted model, not a curated record
UCUAUGAUCACCGACCGGAAGUGGCGUCACGGGAGGAGGGGCGGGGAGAAGGACCGGACUUCCGCUUCCGGGGCAGGGCGCCCGUCUCUCUCCCUCUCUCUCUCAGCGGCGGAGUCAUGGAGUUCCCCGGCGGAAGCGACAACUACCUGGCCAUCACCGGCACGGCGCACCCCUUCCUCACCGGCGCCGAGACUUUCCACACCCCCAGUUUGGGGGACGAAGAAUUCGAGAUCCCCCCGAUCGCGCUGGACGCCGACCCCUCCCUGGGGGUCUCCGACUUCGAGGAUUUGGGGGAGACCGGGGGGACCCCCGACCCCCCCUUCCCGCCCCCCCCUUACGGGGUUCAGAGCUUGGAGAUGGGAAUCGCCCACGGAUUGAUGGAGCAAAGCGGGGGGCUGCUGGCGGGGGGGCUGACGAUGGAGCUGGAUCCCCCGAUGGGGGCUCAGUACAACGCCCCCCCCCCCGUCACCAUCGAGGUACCCAUGGCCGCUCUCAGCCCGGGGGGGCUACUGGCCCCCGGGCAACUGACCACCAUCGACCAGUCCGAGCUCAGCUCCCAACUGGGGCUCAGUUUGGGGGGGUCGACGGCGGGAAACGUCCAAGGGGCUCCCCCGAAUUUAACCCCCCCGCCGCCACCGCCGCCGCCUCCUCCUCCUCCUUCUUCUUCUUCUUCUUCGCCUCCCCCCCCUGAGGAACGACUCUCCCCCACCCCGUCUCCCACCGGGUCGCUGCAGGAGGACGAGGCCGAAGAGUUCCGCAGGGCUCCUCCCCCCAAACCUUCCCCGCCGGCCCCGCCCACCCCGGCCCCGCCCACGGGGGAGGGACCUCGCCGGGGGAAGCCCCCCAAGAAACCCAAGAAGAAGAAGGACCCCAAUGAACCGCAGAAGCCCGUCUCCGCCUACGCCCUCUUCUUCCGCGACACCCAGGCGGCCAUCAAGGGCCAGAACCCCAACGCCACCUUCGGGGAGGUCUCCAAAAUCGUCGCCUCCAUGUGGGACAGUUUGGGGGAGGAGCAAAAGCAGGUCUACAAGCGGAAGACGGAGGCGGCCAAGAAGGAAUACCUCAAGGCGCUGGCGGCUUAUCGCGCCAUCCAGACCUCGACGGAGCCGCCGGAACCCGAACCCAGCCCCCCCGCCGUCGCCGUCGUCGCCCCUCCUUCCUCUUCCUCUUCCCCCGCCCCUCCUUCCUCUUCCUCUUCCUCCCCCCCUCCGAACCCCCCGCCGCCCCCCGCCGCCGCCUCCGCCCCCCCCAGCAUCACCAAAAUCAUCAUCCCCAAACAAAUGCUCCCCCCGUCUUUAACCGUUUCCUCCCAGGGCGGGGUGGUAACCGUCAUCCCCGCCGCCGUCGUGACGUCAUCGCGCCCCGCUUCCGGCGUUUCCCAAACCCCCCCGCUUCAUUUAACCCCCCCGGCUCAAAUCGUCACCCGUUCCGUCCUCCAAGCCGCCGCUUCCCAGCUCCCCCGUUUACAACCCCCCCCUUUACAACAGAUGCCCCCCCCGACCCCCAACCACCCGCCCCCCCCCCAACAAAUCGCCGUCCUCCAACGCCCCCCCCCCCUCCAGGCCAUGCAGCAACCCCCCCCCCAACAAAAAAUCCGCCUCAACCUCCCCCAGCAGCCCCCCCCCCUCCAAAUUAAAAUCCUUCCCCCUCCCCCGCUCCAAAUCCAACCCCUUCACCUCCCCCCGCAAGAAGAAAUUCGGGGAUCCCCCGACGCGGCCGUCGCAUCAUCGGCGUCGGCGUCACCCGCCGCCCCCGCCCCGUCCCAGCAAACCCCCCCGCGAAAUUCCGCCCCCCCCCAAAACGGCGACGCCGGACGCGACGGGUCGCCGGAGACGGUGGAGAUGAUCGCGGGGGACGUGGUGCCGGAGGUGGAAUCCCCCACCCAGAUGUCGGUGGAAUUGGUGGCCGAAUCGCCGGUGGCCGACGACUCCCCCCGACCUCGUUGCCUUCGGGCCGGUUGCGAAAACCCCCCCGUCGCCAGCGGCGACUGGGACGAGGAAUAUUGCAGCAGCGAAUGCGUCGUCAAACAUUGCCGCGACGUCUUCCUCGCCUGGCUCGCCGCCCGCAACGCUGGCAACAGCGUGGUCUUCGUCAAAUAAAUCCCCUCCGUCGAUUUUUUGGCGGGGCGCGCCCCCAUUUUUUCCCUUUUUCACCCCAAAAUUUGACACCGCUCUUUUUUUUGUUGGGUUUUUUUUUUUCCUCUUCAUUAAAAUUACCGCUGAAAA